Messenger RNA from Camellia sinensis, 612 nucleotides. Lineage: Eukaryota; Viridiplantae; Streptophyta; Magnoliopsida; Ericales; Theaceae. The record is from RefSeq and is a predicted model, not a curated record.
AUGGUGGAAGACCGAGACGAGGCUUUUGAUCAUGACUUAUUAACUGCUUACAUGAUGAAAAAUGACGUAUUUGGUGAUUCUGCAGAUAAGUUUCUAAGAGACAGCAUACUUAAUUUGGUUUUUGCAGGGAGAGACACCACUAGUGCAGCUCUCACAUGGUUCUUUUGGCUUGUUGCAACAAACCCUUCUGUAGAGAACAAGAUUCAAGAAGAGAUCAUCACGAAAUUGCAUCCAAAAGAAGAUAAUAGAUUUGUCUUACGUUUUUCCAACAUAAAUGAUCAGGAGAUGGAGAAACUGGUCUGCCUUCAUGGAGCUUUGUGUGAAUCCUUACUGCUAUUCCCACCAGUACAUAUACAGCACAAAGCUUCACUUCAACCAGACAUUGCAAAUACAAGAAUGUUAUUAGGUUUCUAUGCCAUGGGAAGGAUGGAGACAAUUUGGGGAAAAGAUUGCAUGAAGUUCAAACCAGAGAGAUGGAUUACGGACCAAGCAGGGAUCAAACGUGAACCAUCUUACAAGUUCAUAACAUUUAAUGCAGGACCAAGGUCCUGUUUGGGGAAGGACAUGACUUACAUCCAAAUGAAAACUAAUUGCAAUUGCAAUUAUAUAUAA